Anoplophora glabripennis (Asian longhorned beetle) is the source of this 3178-nucleotide messenger RNA. RefSeq names its product polyphosphoinositide phosphatase (gene FIG4). Lineage: Eukaryota; Metazoa; Arthropoda; Insecta; Coleoptera; Cerambycidae. Gene Ontology annotation, biological process: phosphatidylinositol dephosphorylation. Gene Ontology annotation, molecular function: phosphatidylinositol-3,5-bisphosphate 5-phosphatase activity. The record is from RefSeq and is a predicted model, not a curated record. The transcript is spliced from 8 exons. Bases 45 to 2699 code for a protein of 884 amino acids. Gene Ontology annotation, cellular component: intracellular membrane-bounded organelle.
UUCUUCUAUUUAACAUUACACCAAAGAAAAAAAAACUUCAAAAUAUGGACAAAGUAAGAGCGCUAUUUCAUCCUAUCAUUAGCUCAAUCCAAAAAAUGGCACUUUAUGAAACCAAGUCUAAAUAUUAUCUAGUUGGAUCAAACAAUACACAAACAAGAUUUCGUGUUUUGAAAAUAGACCGAAUGGAAGCAAAAGAUCUGGAAAUAUAUGAUGAUAAAGUUGAGUAUACUGCAGAAGAGAUCCACAAUCUUGUCAGUAUGAUUGAUUCUGGAAACAGACAUUCGGGUGGAGGAGGUUGUUCAAAAGUUAUAUCAGCAUUUGGGAUUGUAGGUUUUAUAAAGUUUCUUGAAGGAUAUUACAUUAUCUUAAUUACUAAACGUAGGAAAGUUGCCGUUAUUGGACAUCAUACAAUAUAUAAAAUAGAGGAUACUAAUAUGAUUUAUAUCCCUCAUGAAAGUGUUAGACUCCUUCACCCGGAUGAACCGAGAUAUGUAAAAAUGUUUCAGAAUAUUGAUUUAGCAAGUAAUUUUUAUUACAGUUAUAGUUACGAUUUAACUCAUACCCUUCAGCACAAUUUAAUGAGCCCUAAAAAACUCAAACCGGAUUCGAACAUUGAAGAGUCUGAAAACAGUACGUUGGAAAAAAGUUAUCACAAUUUAGAAUCUUCUGUAAUACCUCGUUCGAAUUCGUUAAAUUCUGAAAUUCAGCAUUUCGGAAUAAGAACUCAGCCACAUAAGAAGUUUGUAUGGAAUUCUCAUUUACUUAGUGAUAAUGUCAAAGCCGAGUUGCAUCCAGAUUGGAUAAUUUAUAUAACUCACGGUUUCGUGGGUCAGUCUAACAUAAAUGUUUUUGGAAGGUCUAUAUAUGUUACUCUAAUAGCAAGAAGGUCCAGUAAGUAUGCUGGAACUAGAUUCUUGAAACGUGGUGCCAAUUUCCAAGGAGACGUUGCCAAUGAAGUGGAAACUGAACAAAUGGUUCAUGAUUCAGGAGUUUCUUCAUUUAAUCAAAGUCAUUUCACAUCGUUUGUACAAAUGAGAGGCUCUAUACCAGGCCACUGGAAACAAGAAAUGGGGAAAAUGGUUGCUAAACCAGCAAUAACAAUUGAUUUCUAUGAUCCAUUCGCUGAAACAGCAGGGGCCCAUUUCAACGAAUUGUUAAAACGAUACGGAGCCCCCAUCAUCAUUCUCAACCUGGUAAAACAACGAGAAAAGAAAAAACAAGAGAAGCUCUUAAGCGAUGAAUUGAGUUCCUCUGUUAAAUAUCUGAAUCAGUUUCUACCUGUUGACCAUCAAAUUAUUUACAAAACAUUCGACAUGGCAAGAAAAAAUAAAGGAAACACUAAUGUUAUGGGUCACUUAGCUGAUAUAGCACGGAAUGCUGUGAUGAAAGUAGGGAUUUUCCAUAACAAGCCAAAAUAUUUUAGCCAGAGGUCUGGUACAGUUGUGGGCCAAUAUAAAAAUAAUUCUAAUAGCCUACAAACGGGCAUUAUAAGAACAAACUGUGUAGAUUGCUUGGAUCGUACAAACACGGCCCAAUUCGCUAUUGGGAAGUGUGUGUUGGGCUACCAACUCUGCGCUCUUGGCAUUCUGGAUACUCCUAAUCUCGAAUUUGACACGGAUUGUGUACGCAUGCUCGAAUCUCUAUACGAGGAUCACGGCGACACAUUAGCUCUGCAGUAUGGUGGUUCCCAAUUGGUACACAGGAUUAAAACUUAUCGAAAAACUGCCCCUUGGACUUCUCAGGGGAACGAUAUAAUGCAAACCCUCAGCAGGUACUACAGCAACACAUUUUCCGAUGCCGAAAAACAAAACGCCAUAAAUCUAUUCCUUGGUGUAUUUAAGCCUGAAGAAAGUCAAUCGCAGAUUUGGGAAUAUUCCACGGAUUAUUACUUCCAUCAUAAACCUAUAAUAUUCAGCCUAAAAUCUCUAACGCAGUGGUGGGAUUCUGGGAUUUUAAAAUGUCUGCCUUACGCUUAUAACGACCUCACCAAAGCUUGUUACGAGCUAAUUCAAAUACAUUCCAGGGAUGUAGAAAUGAUUGAUUCGUAUAUAGACUAUUACAGACCAUACGAAUUGAGUGUUUUGGAUGAUGUCUAUGCGGUGAAAGUCAGCAAUUCCAUAAGAGAUUUCAUGCCAAAUUUCACUGCAAAUUACAGUCCUUUUGUGUUAAGGGUAAGGCCGGUUAGAAGGAGGGAAGAGAAUUCUAACAAAGGAAACGCAAUGAAAAAUCCAUCCGUUACCGGGCAGAGUUCUACAAGCUCGGCAGCAUCAAGUACAAGUUCUAGUUCGGACAAUGAGGAGUCGAUCGAGGAUGAAGAUUAUGUGAUUGUGAAUGAGGCGGUAUCUAAAGAAGGCACCCCCGAACCUAUAACUUUUAAGUCACUAUUUCCGACAAUGAAAGAAAUGUACGGUACUGAAUUGAAAAAGCCCAGUCAAGAGGACAUUCUAACCUAUAAAAAGUACGUACUAUUGGGUAAAAAAGCCAAUGGAACUGUGAAGAAUACCUUUACGCCAACUUCAAUGUUGGUAAAGAGUUUAGGAGGGCUUCCUAAAGAUACUGUUUUUCAAGUAACUCCUCCAAAAGUCAGUCAAGAAUCAAUAGAGAUUUAUAAAAAGUAUAUUAGUGUAGGACUCAAUGGGGGCUUUAAUCCAAAGCCAAGUGACAUGGCUAUUUAUAAAAAAUAUGCUAGUUUCAAAUGAUAAGUCAUUAAAUAAAAACAAAAACAUGGAGACACAAGUAUUGAAUCAAUAAAAUAUAAGUAGUAUUGAUUUUACUUCUGAAAAUAUGUUGAACUAGACAUGGAUAAAAGGAAAUGGGUUACCAAUCACAUAUUUAUUUGCAAAAUAUGUAGAUAUAACUGAACCAAAUUUAAUAUUGUGAAAAAUAAAAAAACUUGCAAUUUCCAGUUAAUUAUGAAAAUAUGUGCAAUUCUUUUUGAGAUCUCAGAGUUGACAUCAUUUUUUUUAUUUUACAAAUUCCAUUCAAAAUAUCUUUGGCACAAAAAGGGUAUGGUUUUAUUCCCAAAGUGUGACCACUUCAAUUUUCACCAACUGUCUCUACCUAGAUUAGUUUUUUUGUGAACCAUUCUAUAAUCGUCUCAAUACCGUUUAUUGUUUUUAUUUCAUAAAUUUUAUAUUUAUUUGUUACACUGUGAUAUGAUUUACAUUUCAUUGUUACU